AUGGAAAAACUUAAAAAAAUUCCUCCAAUGGAACAACGUCAAUUAGUUACCUAUAUUAAUCAUUUUAUUACGUCCACUGUAACAUUCUUAAACAAUUUCAUGAUACACUGUGAAGCCAAAAUGAUGAAAUCCGAACAACGAUUACAAAAAAUUUCAGCAUCUCUGUGUAUAUUAGAAACUAAGUUAAAUUCUGUUCCUGAACUUCAAGAACUCCAGCAACCUCAAAUUCAAACAGCUGAACCUUCUGGAAAUCAUUUAAAAGAUUAUUCUCAUAAUAAAACUAAAGAAACUGAUGGACUUAUUAAAACUGAAACAACUGAUAAACAUAGUAAAAUUAAAGAAAAUAUUAUAUCAGAACCAACUGUUAUUGAUGAAAGUACUAAUGAGCCCACUGUAGAUCCAACAAUAUUAAAAUAUCGUAAAAUGAUUCAAUUUGGUGUGCCUAGAGGCGCUGUUGAACUAAAAAUGGUUAAUGAAGGAUUAGAUCCAAAACUAUUAUGAUAAAUUAAGUAUUUAUGUAUCUAUUAUUAUUUAUAAAUUUAUAAUUUGUUAUAUAGUGGUUAAUAAAACUAAACAUCAAGAAAAUCAUAUUUUUUUACAUAAACAUAUUGUUACCGCAUAAUGGAUAACUUAAUUGUGUAUGCACCAUUUUUAUU
Melanaphis sacchari is the source of this 656-nucleotide messenger RNA. RefSeq names its product WASH complex subunit 3 (gene CCDC53). The coding region runs from base 1 to 501 and encodes 166 amino acids. The transcript has 3 exons. The record is from RefSeq and is a predicted model, not a curated record. Gene Ontology annotation, cellular component: WASH complex. Lineage: Eukaryota; Metazoa; Arthropoda; Insecta; Hemiptera; Aphididae. Gene Ontology annotation, biological process: exocytosis; actin filament polymerization.